UAAGACUGUUCAGGGUCAAGCUGACAUUAAUACUAAUUCCAAAAAAAUCAUAGGGUUAAAACAUAAUUUCUAUUUCAAGAGUGUUGCAAAAGAUUAGAAAUCAUGAAAGUAUAAUAAUAAAAGUAAGGGGUCCAGAGACUAUUUCUCCCUGUGGUUGCAAUAAUCUAUCUCUUUUUUUCAGUUCAAAGUGAUGGGAUUGUACUUUUCACAGGCCAGAAACAAGUGGGGGCUCAUUGUAUUUCGCUCGUUUCAUCACCAAAAUCCAAACAUUCUCCCUUCCAAGUCCCCAAACUCAGCCUUUGAUGUGACUGCGAUGUGUUUUUCUUGUCUUUGUUCUGCAAUCUGUGUUGUUUCAGCUGUCUCAGGCUGAUUUCCUGGGCAGCAGUGACCUCAGUAAUAUUCUCAUCCUUUCAUAGAAUUCAGGGAACAGCAAAAAACAAAUCAAAACAGGCAUGCUCGAAAACAGAGACACUUGGGUGUAAAGACUUUUACAACUUAUGCUGCAAACAUGGAGGGGUCCAGUGACAGGCUUUUUUGCUGCAGAUGGGUGCGCCAUAGUGUUCCAGAGGCUCACCGAGAAGAGCUGUACCACAUCCUGAGGAUGACGGGGCCUCUGCUGCUUUCUCGGAUCCUCAAUUACCUGCUUCCGUUUGUGGUGACAAUGUUCUGUGGACGUCUGGGAAAUGAAGUGAUGGCCGGAUAUGGCUUAGCUUCUGCAACCAUUAAUGUCACCACUGCAGCAACAGGAUACGGACUAGGGCUGGCAUGUGAUACUCUGGUCUCCCAGACAUUUGGGGGAAAGAACCUCCUGCGGGUGGGAGUGAUCCUUCAGAGGAGCAUCAUUAUCCUGCUGCUGUUCUGUCUGCCCUGCUGGGGGCUCCUCAUUAAUGCUCACGCCAUCCUGUUAUGUUUAGGCCAGGACCCCGAGGUCGCCAGAAUAGCCCAGCUUUACAUUACUGCCUUCCUUCCUGCAGUCCCAGCAAUGUUUCUGCAUAAUCUUCAAGUUUCUUACUUGCAAAAUCAGGGAAUCAUUUUGCCACAAAUGUACACUGCUACUUUGGGAAACGUAGCAAACGUCGUAACAAACUACAUCCUCAUAUACUGGCUGGAUCUUGGUGUGGGUGGGUCUGCAGCAGCAAACACACUGUCACAGAUUUACAUCUGUGUUUUUCUCUUCCUCUACAUUUGGUGGAGGAAGAUCCAUGUCAAAACAUGGGGAGGCUGGUCUGUGGAAUCGCUGCAGGAAUGGGGCUCCUACAUGAAGCUGGCUGUUCCCAGCACAUUAAUGAAAUGUUUUGAGUGGUGGGUUUAUGAGUUUGGAGGAUUCUUUGCAGGAAUGAUGAGUGAAGAUGAGCUGGCUGCCCAACAUGCUGUUAUUAUGGUGUCUUUCAUAACAUACAUGUUCCCGUUUGGUAUUCAAGCUGCAGCUUGCGCUCGGGUGGGGAACGCUCUCGGUGCAGGAGACAACACAGGGGCGCUUCUAACGAGCAGAGUGGCUCUCACUCUUGCAGGCAGCAUUUGUGUUGUUGAAGGCCUUGUGCUUGGCUCCACCAAGACAGUGAUUGGCUUUAUUUUCACUGCAGAUGAGAGGAUCAUACACCUGGUGUCUCAGCUGAUGACUGCAUACUGCUUCCUACAGUUCUUCGAUGGUCUUGUGUGUGUGUGCACAGGCAUCUUCCUGGGAGCAGGCAAACAGAAGAUACCGGCAGUGGCUAAUUUUAUUGGAUACUACUGCCUAGGACUUUCUCUGAGCAUUACUUUGAUGUUUGCUGCAAAACUAAGAAUUUUAGGAUUCUGGGUAGGACUGCUGGUUUGUGUAAUUUUUCAAUCCACUUUUUAUAUCGUCGUCAUCUUCAGGCUGAAUUGGGAGAAAAUUGCAGACGAGGCAGUGAAAAGAGCUCAGAUAACGACAUGCAUGACUUUAAACGCGGCUGACCAGUCAGACAUGGAGGGAAUUGCAGUUUAUGAUAGGAGAUCGAUGGACGUCUAUCUGCCAGUUGGGACAGAUUGCCAUAAUGGGAAUACAGAGACUGAUGGGGAACAUGAGGUCCAGCAGCAGAAAGGCAAGCAUCUCUCUGCCUCUCAGCUGAUCCUCAGGCGAGGCCUCACUGCGUUUGCUGCUCUGGCUCUUCUCGCUGUGGGACUAAGUGUGCAUUUUCUUGUGGCUUUGCCAAAAGACAUUUCCUCUAAGAGAAACCGCACAAUGGACUGGUUCAAUACAACAGAUCAAAUUUUCCCCACAGCUAUGGAUCACAAUAAAAGACCAAAGUGAGUCAAGGAUAGCAAAAA
Oryzias latipes (Japanese medaka) is the source of this 2289-nucleotide messenger RNA. Its product is annotated as multidrug and toxin extrusion protein 1. Gene Ontology annotation, molecular function: xenobiotic transmembrane transporter activity; antiporter activity. The record is from RefSeq and is a predicted model, not a curated record. Gene Ontology annotation, biological process: xenobiotic detoxification by transmembrane export across the plasma membrane. Gene Ontology annotation, cellular component: membrane. Lineage: Eukaryota; Metazoa; Chordata; Actinopteri; Beloniformes; Adrianichthyidae.